GCAGAGCAUUCUGCGAGUGGAGCCGAAGCUAGAUCCGCGCUUUGUUCCGGUUGCUCCUAGGCCCUCCGGCGACUGGGUCCAUUCCUCGCCUCCCAGCUCUCUCCUCCUGCCCACCCCUUGCAUCUGGGCCUGCAUCCCCUUCCCCAACCGCUUCGUCCCCGAGCCUGCCUUCUUCCCUUUCCUAAACCUCUGGCUACCGCCUUUGCCUGGUACCCUUCUCUCCAUCCCUCCCUCCUACAUCAUCUUCCCUCCGGUCCCCUCUCGGGUCCCUCUUUUCGCUAGGUCCAGGUCGCUCCGCCCUGCCCCGCCCCUCCAGACCAGGGAUGUCCCCUGCAGCCCCGCGCCGAUGGUCCUGACGCUGCUCCUCUCUGCUUAUAAGCUGUGCCGCUUUUUCGCCAUGUCGGGCCCACCGCCCGGCGCCGAGCGGCUAGCGGUGCCGGCGUCGGACGUGGGCAGCGGCGCGGUCCCAUGGUGGGCCGCAGGCGGCCGCAGACCCCGCGAAGUGUCGCCUGGGGCUGGCACCGAGGUGCAGGGCGCCCUGGAGCGCGCGCUGCCAGAGCUGCAGCAGGCGCUUUCGGCGCUGAAGCAGGCGGGUGAUGCGCGGGCCAUGGGCGCCGGCCUGGCUGAGGUCUUCCAGCUGGUAGAGGAGGCCUGGCUGCUGCCGGCUGUGGGCCGCGAGGUAGCCCAGGGUCUGUGCGACACCAUCCGCCUGGACGGUGGUCUCGACCUGCUGCUGCGGCUGCUGCAGGCGACGGAGCUGGAGACACGAGUGCAGGCCGCGCGCCUGCUAGAGCAGAUCCUGGUGGCUGAAAACCGGGACCGGGUGGCGCGCAUUGGGCUGGGUGUCAUCCUGAACCUGGCAAAGGAACGCGAGCCGGUGGAGCUGGCUCGAAGCGUGGCGGGUAUCUUGGAGCACAUGUUCAAGCACUCGGAGGAGACAUGCCAGCGGCUGGUAGCGGCCGGCGGUCUGGACGCUGUGCUGUACUGGUGCCGCCGCACAGACCCGGGGCUGCUCCGCCACUGUGCGUUGGCGCUCGCCAACUGCGCGCUGCACGGGGGCCAGUCUGUGCAGCGGCGCAUGGUGGAGAAGCGCGCCGCGGAGUGGCUCUUCCCUCUCGCCUUCUCCAAAGAGGAUGAGCUGUUGCGGCUGCACGCCUGCCUCGCUGUAGCCGUGCUGGCCACCAACAAAGAGGUGGAGCGCGAGGUGGAGCGCUCUGGCACACUGGCGCUCGUGGAGCCGCUCGUGGCCUCGCUGGACCCCGGCCGCUUCGCCCGCUGCCUCGUGGACGCCAGUGACACAAGCCAGGGCCGCGGGCCCGACGACCUGCAGCGCCUCGUGCCUCUGCUGGACUCGUCGCGCUUGGAGGCACAGUGCAUCGGGGCUUUCUAUCUCUGUGCUGAAGCCGCCAUCAAGAGUCUGCAGGGAAAGACCAAGAUAUUCAGCGACAUCUGCGCCAUCCAGAGCUUGAAACGCCUGGUUUCCUACUCCACCAAUGGCACCACGUCAGCGCUGGCUAAGCGCGCGUUGCGCCUGCUGGGCGAGGAGGUGCCGCGGCCCAUCCUUCCCUGUGUGCCCAGCUGGAAGGAGGCCGAGGUCCAGACGUGGCUGCAGCAGAUCGGCUUCUCCCAGUACUGCGAGCGUUUCCGGGAGCAGCAGGUAGAUGGCGACCUGCUUCUGCGGCUCACAGAGGAAGAACUCCAGACAGACCUGGGCAUGAAAUCGGGCAUCACCCGCAAGAAAUUCUUUAGGGAGCUCACGGAGCUCAAGACCUUCGCCAACUACGCUACGUGCGACCGCAGCAACCUGGCUGACUGGCUGGGCAGUCUGGACCCGCGCUUCCGCCAGUACACGUAUGGCCUGGUCAGCUGCGGCCUGGACCGCUCCCUGCUGCACCGCGUGUCGGAGCAGCAGCUCCUGGAGGACUGUGGCAUCCGCCUCGGCGUGCACCGCGCCCGCAUCCUCACAGCCGCCAGAGAAAUGCUACACUCCCCACUGCCCUGCACUGGCGGCAAGCUGAGCGGGGACAUUCCGGAUGUCUUCAUCAGCUACCGGAGGAACUCAGGCUCCCAGCUGGCCAGCCUCCUGAAGGUGCACCUGCAGCUACAUGGCUUCAGUGUCUUCAUUGAUGUGGAGAAGUUGGAAGCAGGCAAGUUCGAGGACAAACUCAUCGAAAGUGUCAUGGGUGCUCGAAACUUUGUGCUGGUGCUGUCAGCAGGGGCACUGGACAAGUGCAUGCAGGACCAUGACUGCAAGGAUUGGGUGCACAAGGAGAUCGUGACUGCUUUGAGCUGCGGCAAGAACAUUGUGCCCGUCAUUGAUGGCUUCGAGUGGCCAGAGCCCCAGGCCCUGCCUGAAGAUAUGCAGGCUGUGCUUACCUUCAAUGGCAUCAAGUGGUCCCAUGAGUACCAGGAGGCCACCAUUGAGAAGAUCAUCCGUUUCCUGCAGGGCCGCUCCUCCCGGGACUCAUCUGCGGGCUCUGACACCAGUUUGGAGGGUGUUGCACCCAUGGGUCCAACUUAACCAGUCCCUAGUCCUCAAGCCCUGCUGUGGCCCCCACUUCCAUCGUCUUCCCCAAAGGAGCAGCUCCUCACACUGGCCUCUUUGGGCUGAGACAGCCUGGGUCCUUCUCAGGAAAUGACGUUCCCUCUCCCACAUGGGCCACCUCAAACCCAGCUUCAUCAGUAUCUGGAAAGGGAAGGGAAGCCAGGUAUUGAUGGUGGUAAGGGUUAGACCUCCCCUAAGCCCUGCUGCCAGGUUCUCUGUCUCAGGUGUGAGAGGGUCACUGCUCAGUCCUGGAGACACUGAAGAUGGAGGGUUUGCUACACACUACCUCCUCUCCUGCCUUGACAUUAGCCAGCUUGAGUAGCAGGGAGGCAGGCAGCCUCUGACGGGAGGUAGGACAAUGCCAGCCCUCUCAGCCAAGCAAGGGCCUGGGCCAACCGAGGAUGAGAAUCCAGUGAUAGCUAUCCACCUAGACUAUGCCUGGGCCCUGGGCUCACCACUUCCUGCCAUCCUGUGGCCUUGCCUUCUAACCACUCAGUGCCCUUAGGCCUGGCCUGAUCCCAAGUGCCCUCCUAGCCUUCCUGAGUUACAGCCUCUUUUGACACAUCCUGGGUCAGGGUCAGGCUGAGCCAGCCGUCACUCUGGCUGAUUUGCAGCUGCAGCCAGCUUUGAAGCACUCACUGGUACAUGGGAGCCCCCUGCUUGGGCCUGGCCUUAGGCCUGGGCAAGGGAGGCCAUGUCUCAAAGGGCAGCUAGCCACCCUACCCAUGCCUUGGUUCUGUGCUUCCAGAUCUUGCCUGGCCUGGCCCAGCUGACUUCCUCAGCCCUUCACCCACCCAAGGCUGCCCAGCCACUUGCUCAUGGGGAGGUGGGGCGAGGCAGCCCCUGUGACAGCGGCAGUAGCCUGGGCAGAACCUGCAGCUCCAUGGGAAGAGGCAAGGUCCUGAAUAAGGACAAGGGGUGUGUUCCAAUCACCUGAGAAUUUUGUUAAAAUUCCACCCAGGAGACCUGGGCAGACCCUGAGUUCCUGCAUUUCUGAUUCCCAGGUGAGCUGAUGCUGGUGGUCAAGGAAUGACACGUUAAGUAGCGAGUCUCUGAAACACAAAUCCCUUACAUAUCUUCACCAUUUCCCCGGCACCCCGCUCCAUGGUCUAUGUAAUCAUCAGAGCAACCCUACCCGGUAUCAUGUCCGUUUCACAGAGGAACUGAAUGAUGUGCCAAGUCAUGAGUGGCGGCCCAGGAUCCAGACAUGGCCUCCUGGUGCUCAGUCCACUGCUGGUGGGACUGCUCUCCUGAGAAUCAUCCAGGAGACUGCAUCGAAGGCUGGGCUGCUGCUCCACAGACAGCUGGCUUCUCACUAGCCCCAAAGAAUCUAGAAGCUGAGGAUAGGUUUUUGAUCCAAGGGAUAUACAGAAAUAAACGAGCAGGAACAUCCCUCUGCCCCUUCCUCCAGGAGGGUAGGUGAGCAAGAAAGUAUCCUCCCUUCCAAUAAAGCCAGACCCCCAGCUAAUGGGAUCAGCUGGAACCCCGCCAGCCCCCUCGCCCCACCUCUUCCCUCCUGAGGGCAGUGGGUUCAUACCUCAAGGCUAGCUCAGUUCCCAGAGUACCUCCUGCAGGUGCUGACCAGGUUACUCUUAGCUCUUAAGCCACAUGGUCAGGAAGUCAAAGGUCUCUCAUUCCAGGCUUGAGACUUCUUACUUCCAUUCCCCUCCCUGCCAAAGAUACUGUUUAGCUGGUCUUGACCCCAACUGUGGCUUUGACUGCACCUGAUCCUCCCUCCACCUGAGUGCCCACCAGUGCCAGGCUCUGGAUACAAUGGUGACUGAGGCAGACUGGACGCUGUCCUCACAAAACAGAGACAAUAACAAUACAGUGUGAUGAAUA
Molecule: messenger RNA, 4387 nt
Organism: Pteropus alecto (black flying fox)
Lineage: Eukaryota; Metazoa; Chordata; Mammalia; Chiroptera; Pteropodidae
Gene: SARM1
Product: sterile alpha and TIR motif containing 1
Exons: 9
Coding region: 347-2521 (724 amino acids)
Biological process (GO): negative regulation of MyD88-independent toll-like receptor signaling pathway; signal transduction; response to axon injury
Cellular component (GO): dendrite
Molecular function (GO): protein binding; signaling adaptor activity; NAD+ nucleosidase activity
Source: RefSeq, a predicted model, not a curated record